Molecule: messenger RNA, 489 nt
Organism: Drosophila grimshawi
Lineage: Eukaryota; Metazoa; Arthropoda; Insecta; Diptera; Drosophilidae
Exons: 1
Coding region: 90-395 (101 amino acids)
Source: RefSeq, a predicted model, not a curated record
UCAAAUUCGCGGAGGUACAGAAAACGAGUUUGGCGCUCCCAAGCUGAAAACAAAAAGUAAAAGUAAGGUGCGCGUGUGUUUAACCAACAAUGAUUGUUAUUACGAAAUUGUUCAACAUAAUUAUAAUUUUUCUGUGCGCACAAUAUGCACUGAUUACAAAAAUCCACGCAUAUGAUCCAAAUGAUACGAAAAUAGUUGAAUGUUGCCUUCCACCAGCUGGAAUGUUCGAGGCCUUUUAUCCCCGUGAAGUGGAGGGUAUUCCAAACAGCGCUUCUCGUCCCGCUCACGGCCAUGGCAGUUUCUUCAAGCAUCGAAAUCCUGCUCUGGUGGACACCAAAAAUGCAGCUGCCUAUGGCUAUCGCUUCGAUGGCAAACGACGUUUUAAUUUUGAUUAGUUUGUAAGACCCACCUACAUUUCAAAGCAAUUAAUAUUCAUAUUCAUAUGUAAGCCCCAGUUUGAAGAAAGUUAAUAAAUGAAACGGAAAAUCA